This is a messenger RNA of Naegleria lovaniensis, 1419 nucleotides long. RefSeq lists its product as uncharacterized. The record is from RefSeq and is a predicted model, not a curated record. The coding region runs from base 1 to 1419 and encodes 472 amino acids. The transcript has a single exon. NCBI's taxonomy places the organism in Eukaryota, Heterolobosea, Eutetramitea, Acrasida, Naegleriidae.
AUGCAAGAACAGGUUUUUUCCGAUGAAGAACGAGAGCAGAGAAGGCUUGAACUAAUGGACCGCUUCAGCAACAAGGUGUAUUUACCUAAACCAACGAAUUUUGAUUCAAUGAAUCCAUGGAUGCAGCAUGUAUUUUUGGCCGGAGUAUCUUCUUCAGACGACCUUAACAAAUACAGGUCUUGGAGGAAAAAGCCUUGCCCUCGUCCGUUGGACGAAAAUGAGCCGUUGGAAAAAAGAGUGAACCAGACGAUGAACGUGAUUGAGAAACUUGUUUCAAUUGUCCAAAGUGAAAAGUUGAUGAAACAAGCUGAAUCAGACAAAAUGAGGGCUUUUUUGAUAAAUGAGGCGGAUAAUAACAUGAACAAGAAGAAAAACGGAAUGAAACAUCCAAAGAAAAGUAAGAACAAAAAGCGUGGAAAAGUACGUUCAACCACAAAUCCGGUCCAAACAUCAACAACAAACCCUGAUGCUUCUCAAAAAGCAAGUGUAAAUAACACUCCCUCAAGCUGUCCUUUAACAAGCAAAGACGUUCAAGAAGGCAAACCAUAUUCAAGCCUUGAUGGAAAAACAUUUUUGGUAGAGCAAAGCAACGAAAGCGAAGAAGGAGAGGAAGACAAUCAAGCAAUUGAUUACCAGGACAUUUCAAAUCAAAAUGAAGCGGAAGAACCUCCUCUUUUUACCAAUGCUGUAGUUGGUUCAGAAUAUCAUGAUUUAAAGUCUCUGAUGUUGUUGAAAUUUGAUGAAUUAGAGAACAAGAUUAUCACAUUAGGGAACAAGAUUGAUAAUGUUCACAACACGUUAGAGAAAAAGAUUGAUAAUGUUCAAAAUACAUUGGAGAAAAAGAUUGAUAAUGUUCAAAACACGUUAGAGAAAAGGAUGGACAUCAUUCAAAACAAAGUUGAUCGUCUUGUAGGAGCCAAUUAUGAAAACUAUAUUAGACUCAACAUCAUUCGCAAAUUUGACAUUCCAUUCCAAAAAUUCUUCAGUCCUUUAAAAUUGUCGAAAAUAGACUAUGGUUUGGAGUUUCAUAAUGCACAGGUUGAACUAGAGAAGAGAAACUGGAACGACAAAGUAACUCUUUUCACUGAUCUGCUCUCAAGUGAUCCACCAUCUGUUCAAUUUAAUUUUGUUGCAGAGAAAGAAGAUGAAAAUAUAAUCAUUGAGGCAACCGUGCAAAAUAUCACUAAAGAGGAAGUGUGGAAGAAAAAGUUUCUCCAAUUGGAACGUCAACUCACUUUCUAUCAGCAUUGCAAGAAAACAUCUGUACACAGAGCAGUUUUAAUUUCUCCAUGGGAUUGGACAGAGGAAGAUUUUGCAAAGUGUGUUAACAAAUUGAAAACCAUGAUUCCAUUAUUAGCAGCACUGUAUAGUCAGAACAAAUUUUGCUAUGAUCAAAUGAAUGACUAUCAUGACAUUUAG